This is a messenger RNA of Lolium rigidum, 2868 nucleotides long. RefSeq names its product zinc finger CCCH domain-containing protein 24-like. The transcript has a single exon. Bases 6 to 2306 code for a protein of 766 amino acids. The record is from RefSeq and is a predicted model, not a curated record. Gene Ontology annotation, molecular function: metal ion binding; protein binding. NCBI's taxonomy places the organism in Eukaryota, Viridiplantae, Streptophyta, Magnoliopsida, Poales, Poaceae.
CCCAGAUGAACGCCACGCCGAUCCCCGCGCCCCCCGCGGCGUCCCUCCCCGACGCGCCGGCCCCCGCGCCCAAGAAGAAUGCGGCGGUCGCCGAGAUGGCCAUGCGCCUCACCGUCGACACGGACGACGCCUUCGCGGGCCUCCUCGAGCUCGCCGCCGACGACGACGCCGACGGCCUGCUCCGCGCGCUGGCCCGCGCGCCGCCCGCCGCCGCCGACGAGCCCGGCCUCUGGUACGGCCGCCGCAAGGCCCUCGAGCGCCGCACCCCGCUCAUGGUCGCCGCCACCUACGGCAGCCUCGCCGCGCUGCGCCUGCUGCUCUCGCUCCCCGCCGUCGACGCCAACCGCCGCUGCGGCCCCGACGGGACCACCGCGCUCCACUGCGCCGCCUCCGGGGGCUCCGCCUCCGCCGUCGACGCCGUCCGGCUGCUCCUCGUCGCCGGGGCCGACGCCGACGCCACGGAUGCGGCCGGGUGCCGCCCCGCCGACGUCAUCUCCGUCCCGCCCAAGAUGGUCGACGCCAAGAUCGCGCUCCAAGAUCUGCUCGGCUUCCCCAAGCUCCUCCGGGUAGCCACAAACGCCCCAAGGAACUCGAUCUCCUCGCCCGUCUCCUCGCCCACCGCCGAAGACGCCGCGACGCGGUCCCCAUCUGCCGCGCUGAUGCUGACGACCAAGUUCGCCGACCUGCCCAGGGUCGCCACCGCCACUUCAGAAAAGAAAGAGUACCCGGUGGAUCCGUCCCUGCCGGACAUCAAGAGCAGCAUCUACGCCUCGGACGAGUUCCGCAUGUACUCCUUCAAGAUCAGGCCGUGCUCGCGGGCCUACUCGCACGACUGGACCGAGUGCCCCUUCGUGCACCCGGGGGAGAACGCCCGGCGCCGGGAUCCCCGCAAGUACCACUACAGCUGCGUGCCGUGCCCGGACUUCAGGAAGGGCGUGUGCCGGCGCAGCGACAUGUGCGAGUACGCGCACGGCGUGUUCGAGUGCUGGCUGCACCCCGCGCAGUACCGCACCCGCCUCUGCAAGGAUGGAACCGGCUGCAACCGCCGCGUCUGCUUCUUCGCGCACACCACCGAGGAGCUCCGCCCGCUCUAUGUCUCCACUGGGUCCGCGGUGCCGUCCCCGAGCCCGAGGGCCUCGGCCACGGCUGCGAUGGACAUGGCGGCGGCAAUGGGCUUGAUGCCUGGUUCUCCAUCGGCGGUUUCGGCAGCCAUGUCCCCGUUCACCCCGCCGAGGUCUCCUUCUGGCAAUGGGAUGCCGCCUUCCUUGGGCUGGCAGCAGCAGCCAAAUGUUCCAACGCUACACCUUCCGGGCAGCAGUCUUCAGUCGAGCAGACUCAGGAGUUCACUCAAUGCCAGAGAUAUGCCUUUGGAUGACUACGCCCUGAUGCAGGAGAUGGAUUCUCAGCUUAUGAAUGGUCUCUGCGCACGCCUUGGUUCUUCGUCUGCAGGGAACCAUGCUUCUCGCACCAAGAGCCUGAAUCCCUCAAACUUGGAUGAUCUCUUCUCUGCUGAGAUGAUCUCGUCCCCGAGGUACAGCAAUGCAGAUCAAGGCGCUAUGUUUUCACCUUCUCAGAAGGCUGCUAUCCUUAACCAGUUCCAGCAACAGCAGCAAGCACUGCUCUCACCAAUCAACACAGGGGGCUUCUCGCCAAAGACCGUGGACAACCAGCAGAUUCCUUCACGCUCAUCGCUGCUGCAAGCAUCACUUGGGAUGUCCUCCCCUGGCCGGAUGUCUCCCCGUUGCGUUGAAUCUGGGUCCCCAAUGAACUCCCACAUGGCAGCCGCCUUUGCCCAGCGUGAGAAACAGCUGCAGCAACAGCACCAGCAGCAGCAGCAGACAAUGAGGAGCCUUAGUUCUCGUGAUCUUGGGCCUAGUGCGACGAGGAGCCUCAGUUCUCGUGAUCUUGGUCCUAGUGCCGCAAGAGCAUCGGCUCUAGUUGGCUCUCCUCUCAGCUCGUCAUGGUCCAAGUGGGGAUCUCCUUCAGGGGCACCUGAUUGGGGUGUGGAUGGUGAAGAACUGGGUAAGCUUCGCCGAUCAUCUUCCUUUGAACUGAGAUCAGGUGGUGACGAUCCAGAUCUCUCGUGGGUGCACACACUGGUUAAGGAGUCUCCGCCAGAGAAGCAAGGUACCGCAGCUGAAUCCAUGAACUCCGUUGGACCUUCUCCACUUAUGCAUCCGAAUGUUAACAAUGGUGAAGGUUCGAGGCUGAACACACGGAUGGAUGGAGAUGACCAAGCCACAAUUAUUGGAGCAUUGCUUGAACAGAUGCAGCUUGAUCAGCAAAUGGGUAGUCUAGCAACAUAGACAAACAGCAGGGCCUGCGAGGUGCAAGAAGUUAUUGAUACUCUUAGCUAAAGAAUUUGAAGUAUUUUUUGUUGUUUUUGUUCAUUAAGAUGGUCAGCAAGCAAGGCUGGAUAGCUGAAGGUGGUGAUUCAGAGAUUGGUUUUCUUUAAAUUUUUGGAGGUAUACAAUAUGGAGGUUCCAGUAGGUUAAAGUACCUCAGUUGGGGUUGUUCCAAGGCCGACAGCAGGUAGAAUCGCACCCCGGCAGCUUCAGUUCAUCAGUCACAGACUUCUCUAUUUUGUUAAUUAACCCUGUUAAAAGGAAAAGCUUAUCUGCCCAUAUCAGGAUUCUUUCCUUUACCUAGUGGUGUUUAUUUUGUUUAUUGUUACAUGGAUACUUGAUGUACUGAUGGUAUAAAUGGGUAUACCUGGCAUGCUUAAGUACCAAGUGCCAAAAUAUUUUUUGCUUCAUCAUUUGUCGGGGAUUUAUACCAUGGCCUAGGUUUUGGUCAGAUGUUGAUGCCUCUGUAAUUCUUGGGUUAUAUUUGUAAUAAUGUAAAAUCGUUAUUGAACUUGCACUGCUA